AUGCAUCAGAGAAAAUACACUCUUGAAAUCAUAUCUGAAGUUGGUCUUGGUGCUGCUAAACCAGCUUCAACUCCUUUUGAUCCAUAUGUACAGUUAACUACCAAGGAGUAUGAUGAACAAUAUGGGAUAAACAAGGAAGAUAAACUACUUGAAAAUCCAUCAGUUUACAGGAGAUUAGUUGGGAAACUGUUAUAUCUAAAUAUCACUCGACCUGACAUUACAUUUGCUACACAGACACUAAGUCAAUUCCUACAUCAACCUAAGCAGUCUCAUCUUAAUGCUGCUCUUAAAGUAGUCAAGUACAUCAAAGGUGAAGCAGGCCUGGGUGUGUUGUUUUCCAGCAAGAACAACAACCAACUAAAAGUCUACUGUGAUUCAGAUUGGGGGGCAUGCUUACACACAAGAAGAUCAGUUACAGGAUUUAUGGUGAAGCUGGGCGAGUCUCUCAUAUCAUGGAAAUCCAAGAAACAAGAAACAAUAUCGUGA
This is a messenger RNA of Solanum verrucosum, 486 nucleotides long. RefSeq lists its product as uncharacterized. The record is from RefSeq and is a predicted model, not a curated record. The transcript has a single exon. NCBI's taxonomy places the organism in Eukaryota, Viridiplantae, Streptophyta, Magnoliopsida, Solanales, Solanaceae. Bases 1 to 486 code for a protein of 161 amino acids.